AUGCAUCCAAGAAAUAUCUAUAAGACUCCACCAAAUUUUGACAAUUUAAGGAAAUUAUAUCCAGAGUUUGCAGAAAAGAUCCAAGUCGAUGUCAAUGGGAAGAUAAAACUUGAUUUUAAGGAUCCAGAAGCAGUUAGGAUAUUGACAAAAUGCUGUUUGAAGAAAGAUUUCAAUUUAGACGUCGAUAUUCCUUCAGAUAAGCUAUUGCCAACUUUACCUUUAAGAAUUAAUUAUAUUUUGUGGAUUGAAGAUUUAUUAAUUCACUGUGGCAUUAAAGAAGAAAUAAUUGGAAUUGAUAUUGGAACUGGCGCAUGCUGUAUAUAUUGUUUAUUAUCUGUUAGAAUGAAUCAUAAUUGGAAGAUGUUUGCUCUAGAAAUUGAUAAAGAUAAUGUCAGUUAUGCAAAGGCUAAUAUUUCUAGGAAUCAUUUGGAAGAAAAAGUAGUUGUUAUAGACCAAGAAGGAAGUGACGACAUUUUUGAAAAAUUGUUUGCACUCGAUUGUCAUCAGAAGACUUUCACAAUAUGCAACCCACCGUUUUUCGGUUCCGUAAAGGAAUUGACUCAAGGAGAAAAUAGAUCAGGCAAAAGAAAGAGACAUUUUAGUCCAAUGAAAGAAUCUUUGGAAACUGUUUUUAAUGAAGGUGGAGAGAUUGGAUUUGUUACUAAAAUAUUGAAUGAAAGUUUAGUGUUGAGAAGUAAAAUUUGCAUUUAUUCAACAAUGUUUGGCUGUAAAAAGAAUUUUGAAAAUUUUUUAAUAUUAUUGAAAAGCUAUAAAAUAGACAGUUUUACAACUACGGAAUUUGUACAAGGGAAAGUUCAUAGAUGGGCUGUUGCUUGGAGUUUUUCACAAAAUUUGUCAGAUUUUGCAAAAGACGUUCCACACAAAUCACGUAAUGUGAUUCUGAAACAUGUGAUUGAUAAUGAAAAUUUUAAAGAGGUCCAUGAUCAGAUUCUUAAAGUCCUAAAUGAGUUAAAAAUUUCAAAGAAAAUCUUAAAAUCUGAGAAUGGCAAAUUAUACCAAUAUGAAUUGGAAUCAACAGAGAAUACUUGGUCAAAUCAGAGAAGAAAGAGAAGAGCUGAAAACCGGAAUGAAUCUUAUGAUAAUAUAGGAAAUACAUCCGCUCAAAAAUUAAAAAUGGGAUUUGAAAUAAAUAUGAUAGACAAAUCUAUACAAAUUAAAAUAUUUUUUGUGGAAGGAAACAUGCCAAAAGACUCUGUAAAUCAGGUUCUACAGUUCAUAAAGAAUGCUUUAAACGGAAAAUAG
Chironomus riparius is the source of this 1263-nucleotide messenger RNA. The record is from the annotation of a GenBank genome assembly. NCBI's taxonomy places the organism in Eukaryota, Metazoa, Arthropoda, Insecta, Diptera, Chironomidae.